AUGCCGUGUGCUGCAGAUUUGGUGAAACAACACCGCUUUCUUAUGUUGUCUAAAUCGUGGUGUCCUGAUUGCCACUACGCCAUCAACAUUUUCAAGAAAUACAAUGUUUUAGAUAAAGUGCACCUUGUUGAGUUGGACAAGAUGAACACAGUGGAAUCUUUGAAACUUGAAAAGGAAUUCACUGCCAUAUCUGGUAGAAAGUGGGUUCCUUCGUUGUUCUUCAACGAGAAGUUUUGGGGCAAUGAGGCUUCCUUGAAGAAGCUUGAAAGUUUAGAUCAGACCGAGGCUGAGUUCAAAAAAGUCGGUUUACUCUAA
Pichia membranifaciens NRRL Y-2026 is the source of this 315-nucleotide messenger RNA. RefSeq lists its product as hypothetical. Gene Ontology annotation, biological process: cellular response to oxidative stress. NCBI's taxonomy places the organism in Eukaryota, Fungi, Ascomycota, Pichiomycetes, Pichiales, Pichiaceae. Bases 1 to 315 code for a protein of 104 amino acids. Gene Ontology annotation, cellular component: cytoplasm. Gene Ontology annotation, molecular function: glutathione disulfide oxidoreductase activity. The record is from RefSeq and is a predicted model, not a curated record. The transcript has a single exon.